Molecule: messenger RNA, 5047 nt
Organism: Cyprinodon tularosa
Lineage: Eukaryota; Metazoa; Chordata; Actinopteri; Cyprinodontiformes; Cyprinodontidae
Product: clustered mitochondria protein homolog
Exons: 29
Coding region: 243-4988 (1581 amino acids)
Biological process (GO): intracellular distribution of mitochondria
Cellular component (GO): cytoplasm
Molecular function (GO): mRNA binding; protein binding
Source: RefSeq, a predicted model, not a curated record
UGGCCUUGUAUAGGUACUGCCUAUACAGGGUGAGGGCCCACAGACUCUGUGACAGCUCCCCUUCCUCUCCCCUCUCAUGAAGGACACAGUUUGUGUAAUGUGGUCACACAGCAAGGACAGGAGAGCCUCCUGCACACUGAGGGAAAGCCUGGGAGACGCUGCUUUGAGUUUUAUUCAAGAUGGAAAUCAGAAGAUAUGAGACAAGAUGACAGAGAGUGAAUAAGUUCUUCUUUCUUCACUGGAUGUUGGAGAGAUUUCUGCACAAAGCAACCAUGGGAAACAUCUUUCAGUGUUGCCACACCCUGCUUGCCUUCUUCAAGUGUCAGGAUGCACCAUCUCAGGGGGGGGCUGAGCAAUCCCCUCUUCUAUCAAGCGAUGAAAGCGAUUGUGACUCCUGGAGCUCUCAGCACAACUUAGAGGACAAUAUAUUAAACCCGUCUACUGGUAUAACAAACACAGCACUUGAGCCGGAACAUUUUCUGUUUCCUGACAUCAUACUAAGCAGCAACCCUGGAGGCGAAGUGACACCGGUGGAGCCCAUGGUAUGUCUACUGGUUUCUGAGGAGGAUGAGGAGCAGGGAUUUAUAGCAGGUCAACCUGAAGAUGAACGAAAAAUAUGGGGCAACGGCAACGGAAGAGGCAGAGCUUUCUCUGAAGUUGAGACACAGACUGAGGAGGAGACUUCGAUUGGUACAGAGGUGCAAGCUCAGAUAAACUCAGAGGCAGAAAUGCAGACAAAUCCUGGGUACAUUGAUGAGACUCUGGAGACAGCGAAGAUAGAAAUCUGGGACGAAAAACCUCAGCAGGUAGAUUUGAUUUUAGACACACAAACAUCACAAAUAAAUAAUUUAAAACUCAACAAUUUACAAAUAGUAGAAGCACAAAGCAUAAACACAGAAGAUUCAUGGUUAACAGAAAGGGAAGAAAGGAAAAAUAAAUCACAGAAGUCUAAACAACAAGCUGAAGAAGGACUGGAACAGAGGGUGGAAUAUUCCCCUGGUAUUGUUUGGACUAAACAGAACCCUGCACUGAUGCAUCACAGUGAAAGCAGUAAAGAUCAAAACGUUGACAAGACUCUGCAAAGAACAGGUAGAUUUGAUGACAGUAUUGAUGCAGACAAAAAAACUAACAACACAAUCAAUGAUAUCAGCUCUGCUGGAAGUCAUGAGGAUCUCCAAGUAAGAUGUGAACACAGUGAAGCAGAUCCAGUAGGUAAAUCUGUGAUGUUGGCUCAUAAAGUACGAAAAGAAAAUGAUCCAUUAAGUAUUAACGCAGAUGAUUUAGCAGAGCGAUUCAUUUCUACAAAGGAUCCAAUGUAUGAUGAUAAGAAAAACAUAAAGCCAGCCAAGAGAGGACUGGAAGAGCAUGAUGAGCAGGAAGGAGCAGAGAGACAGGAGGAGAAAAGCCUGUUUUUAAUGGACAGACUGUUUCUGGGAGCUCCGCUUAUGAAAGGAAUCACUGAGGAUCUCCAGCUCUCUCCUGAGAGAAGUACGUUGCCAGGCCUUGGAGAUGUAACCGAUCUUCAUGAGGACGAUUUUACCGUCAGAAUUCAGCCGCCUGGAACAGACAGUUUUGAGCUUCAGGUGUCAGGACAGAUGAUGGUAUCUGAGCUCCACCAGGUGCUUAUGGAUCAUGAGAUCACCUGCCACCGUACCUGCUUCUCCCUGCAGCUAGGACAAACGGUCCUCGACAGCCUGACCAAGCUCGGCUCCAUCGAGGGCAUUCGGGGGGGUGUAUUGAUCAGGGUGGUGGAGGAUCCCUACUCAGUGCGUGAUGCUCGUGUUCAUCUCAGACACAUUCGCAGUUUGCUGAGGAGCCUCGACCCUGCAGAUGCAUACAACGGUGUGAACGGCCGUUCUCUAUCCUAUCUGUCCUUAUACACCAAGGCAGAGCAAAAUGCUGAAAAUGAGAAAAAGAUGCAUGUUUCUGAGAAGGGUUCCAUAGACUGCAGCCCUCCAGCUUACAUCAUGCCUGGAUGUAAGGAAAGACUUUUAACUCCAUUGCAGCCCAUCAGAGAUGACUGGAAGCCUUUGCAGUGCCUGCGAGUCCUGACUACAAGCAGCUGGAACCCUCCGCCAGGAAACAGGAAAAUGCACGGAGACCUGAUGUAUGUCAGCAUCUUAACUUUGGAAGACCGAGAGCUCAGCAUCACUUGCUCCACGCGGGGUUUCUAUCUCAACCAGUCUACUGCUUUUAACUUCAAUCCUAAACCUGCUGCUCCUAAAAUCAUCUGCCACUCUCUGAUUGAGCUUCUGAACCAACUGAGUCCAGCAUUCAAGAAAAACUUCACAGCCCUUCAGAAGAGGAGAGUUUAUCAGCACCCCUAUGAGCUUAUUCCAGCUCCGUUCCAGGUCUAUACCUGGGCAGCACCUCUUGGAGAUCACACCCUGGACUGCAUCAGCUCAGAGGAGACAUACACCAGUGUUAUGGGGUUGGAUGAGCAGACAGCUGGACAGACUCGAGACUGGAAUGAGGAGCUGCAGAGAUCCAGGGAGCUUCCUAGAGCUUCCCUACAGGAGCGACUGCACAGAGACAGGUGCAUCUUCAAGAUCAACAGUUAUUUUGUUGCAGCUGCAGCUCAAGGUGCGGUGUCCAUCAUGGAGGGCAGCGUUAUGCCGUUAAACCCGGGGGAGCAGUCUCAUUUCCAGAUAUUCGUGUGGAAUAACCUCUUCUUCAGCCAGGCAUUUGACAUAUCAGAGCACUACAAGCCAAUAGGCGGCGAUGCUGCUGCUCAUGCUGCUGCUAUGCACGACCUGAGAGGAGUUCAGGCAUAUUCAACUGCUGACAUUGAAGGUCUUCACACUCUUGGGACGGCUGUGAUCGACUAUCAUGGUGUCCGUGUCGUUGCUCAAACCAUCAUUCCUGGAUUAUUGGAAAAAAACCAUGAGCAGAUAGUUUACGGCUCUAAUGACAAUGGGAAAACAGUCUAUACCCACCCACGGUUUUUAGAGCUUCUGGACAAGAGCCUUACCUCGCUCAGAAUCCAGCGUCACCAGGUCCUUGACCACAACAACAGCCCAGUGGAGCUCUGCUCAGCCGUCUCCACAGUUGGCAUAUUUGGAAAUGAUGGGCGGCCCUAUAUUUUGGACCUUCCGCGGACUUUCCCGCAAGAUCUGAACUUCCAGUUCAGCUCAGCUGACAAUGAGGAGGAGGUACCCAAAGAGUGUCAGAGCUUUGGUUACCCACAGCUGCAUCCUCACGGCCUGGCCAGCCUCAGACCAGAGCUGAUAGAGGCCUACGUCCAGCACAGGUGUGAGCUAUAUGGGAAGAUGGCAUCUGAGGACCUAAGCCAACAGUCCUCUGCAGAGAAGAUGGAGCCUCAGAGAACUGGGGAUAGAACUGCAGAUGUUAGAUCAGUGAGCAACUCUUGCUUCUACUUCAAUCCUGAUGCCUGCUCCCCAGGAGUACGUUUCCCCUCCGAGUGUCUCCCAGAGCUACAGAGGCAUAGACAGCUUUUGUGGGAUGCAGCUGCUUUUCUGCUCUCAAAUCAGAUCCCUGCAGUGGUGAGGGACUGUCUCAACCAUUCAGCCGUCCCAAUGGAUGGAGUGACUCUGACCUCAGCGAUCCAUCGGCGAGGUGUGAAUAUGCGAUAUCUGGGCGCCAUACUGAUGGAGCUGGACAAGGUGGAGGAGAAGGAGAGACUCAACCAUGUAAAGAGAAUUUCCAUCAGUGAAGUCAUCAUCAGAAGUGCAAAGCACAUCUUCAGGACCUACCUCAAGGGUGGGGAGCCUGCAGCUUUUUCUGUAGCUGUCAGUCACUUCCUAAACUGCCUCCUGAGUUCGUCCUCUUCUGCACCUGAGUCCUCCACAGAAGAGCUCCCAUCCCGUCGCAGGAGUCGCCGGCGGAGAAGCCAGAGCAACAGAGCCAACUUUUCAGCAAAGACCAUGUGGGCAAGACUGACCUCUGAUGAGUUAUGGAGCAGAAUCAAGAACGAGGCGCAAGAUUAUUACCACUACACUUUUAAAAGGUGCAUUGAAAGUUUAGACGAAGUAAUAGAAAAACACAACCUUCAGAGAAUCUCACUUUUGAGAGAGAUGGCCAUCAAGACUGGCAUUCAGAUGCAGCUUAGAGAUUAUGUGUUUGAGUGUCGACACAAACCAGCAUUUAGUGAGGAGGAUAUUGUGAACAUGUUUCCUGUGAUCAAACACCUCAAAUCUUCUUCAGCUCAUGCUGCAGAACUUCUACAGCGAGCACAGCUGGCAGUACAGCAGGGGCGUCUCAGAGCAGGUCUAGACUUGACCAGUGAGGCCCUGACUCUUUUCAGCAGUGUUUGUGGGGUCCUGCACGAGGACGUUUCCAUUUGUCUGCGCCUCCUAGGACGGCUCAGCUACAUCUUAGGAGAGAAUGAUGAAGCUCUCAACCUUCAGGAAAAAGCUGCUUUGAGUUCUGAGAGAAUACACGGGAUAGACCAUCCACAGACCAUACAAGACUAUACUCACCUGGCCCUGUACUACUUUGCCGGAGGACGCCUCUCAACAUCCCUUCAGUUGCUCUAUCGUUCUCGAUACCUCACCCUGCUUGUAAUUGGAGAAGAUCAUCCACAAAAUGCGCUUUUGAAUAGUAUGCUGGGUUUAGUCCUCUAUGGCCUGAUGGAGUAUGAGCUUUCGUUGAACUUCCUAAAAGCAGCCUUGACUUUAACCUCUAAAUACUACGGUGCAACAUCCCUGAACCACGCACACAGUCGUCAUGUUCUUGCUCUUGUCUAUGAGAGCAAAGGGGAGUUCAGGCUGGCUCUGCAACAUGAACAAGAGGCUUAUUUAAUAUUUAAAAAACAGGUUGGUGAAGACAGUGAGAGAACUAAGGAAAGCUCAGAAUACCUGAAGAGGCUCACUCAGCAGGCCGUAACCCUUCAGAAAGCCAUCAAUCAUAUCACUUCUGGAAAACAGAGUGCCUGUGUCUUAACUCCAAGGUUUCCAAUGCCAAGUCAUCCUGUGAUCCUGCGGCAGCUCAACCUGAUAUGUGGAAUUACAUUUAUGCCUCUCAGGUGAAAACACUAAGUCCAUCUCACUGGAUCUAGAAGUAAAAACUUGAAAAAGAGCUCAAGGAU